This is a messenger RNA of Gongylonema pulchrum, 291 nucleotides long. NCBI's taxonomy places the organism in Eukaryota, Metazoa, Nematoda, Chromadorea, Rhabditida, Gongylonematidae. The record is from the annotation of a GenBank genome assembly.
GCUUACGGUGUUGUUCUGUGGGAGAUUUGUACGCUCGGCGGUUUUCCGUAUCCGACGGUCAGCGACAAGGAUAUCCUAAAAUAUCUGCAGCAGGGUAAUCGUCUGGAGAAGCCGGCCUCAUGCAGCAAUGAAGUAUACGAUGUGAUGAUGCAGUGCUGGGCUCAUAACUCAAACGAUCGGCCAUCAUUUGCAUAUCUUUGUGAGCACCUUAACGACUUGAGCAGCCAGCAGUGCCCAUACGUAGAAUUUGUUCCGCAACAAGCUCUGCCACCACAAGGUCGGCGUUACUAA